AUGGCACAGGGCCAACUACCAAACAACUCUUUGAAGAACAGUUCGAUCCCUGUGUUCACUGGCCUUGACCUCCUCUUUGACCUGAAGCCCCUCUUCAUUCCCCUCUAUGCCACUCUGGUGGCUGUGGCUUGCACUGGCAACUUGCUCCUCAUUCUCCUUAUAGUUGUCACCAAAAAACUGCACAGCACCACUAACUUCCUUAUUGGAAACCUGGCUGCAGCUGACCUGAUCAUGUGCAUUUUCUGCGUCCCACUGACUGCAUCCUAUGCCUUUGAGAUCCGGGGCUGGCUCUUUGGGGUGUUCAUGUGUUACUUUGUCACCUUGAUGCAGACUGCCACUGUAUUUGUGUCUGUGCUGUCCCUCACAGCUAUUGCAGUGGACAGAUAUAUCGUUGUUGCUUACCCCAUUCGCAAAAGGCUAAGCCGCAAGUCCUGUGUCUACAUAGUGGCCUUCAUUUGGUUACUCUCCAUUGUGAUUUCUGUGCCUACAUCCAUGCACACUCAUUAUCUGGAUCUCAACAAGAUUGGCCAUGACAUGUUCAUCUGUGAAGAAUUCUGGAAGCACCAAGAGAAAGAAAGGUUGCUGUACUCAUGCUCAAUGCUCCUUUUGUCCUACAUGCUCCCACUUUCUGCAGUGUCUAUCUCCUACUGUGCCAUUUCUUAUCGCCUCAGGAAGAGGAAUGUCCCAGGGGCUGCCUACCACAACCAAGAGAAAUGGACCAAUAAAAAGCGAAAGACCUUCCGGGUUCUCAUUAUUUCAGUCAUGUGCUUUGCUGUCUGCUGGCUACCUCUGCAGGUGGUGAACCUCAUCAGAGAUGUAGACGAGGAGUUCACCAUCUUGGACAAGAGGUAUGUGAAUGUCAUUCAAGUGUCAUGUCACUUGAUUGCCAUGAGCUCUGCCUGUUAUAACCCUUUCAUCUACGCCUCGCUCCACGACAAAUUCAGAUUCCAUGUUAGUAACUAUUUUUGCCAUCACAAGAAGAGGUCCAGCAUCAUGUCCCGCAAGGCCUCGCGACUCAAUACCUGCUCCACGCUGGCAGACAUUCCCAUGGGCAUCACCGAUAAAUUAACCCUGCAAGGCAGGUUUUCUUUUAACUAAAAUACAGCAGGAGAUCAAAUCAGCAGAGGCGAUAUGCACCUUAGUUCUGGGCUUGUUAUAUUGGACACCGAAGCCUGUGGUGCAAGUUAUGUGACACUGGUAAUUGAUCAUUUCAAGACAAUGUAUAUAUCUGAGAACUUGGCAGUAGUGCAAGGGAAACAAACAGAGUUUGUGUCUGAAGGGAUAGAAACAGCUCAUCUGAGCAACUGAAGUGUAUUCUGCUCUUUGUCAAAACAAGCAAAUUCAACAACAAAAAUGGCAGUCCUAUAAGUUUAAGUUAAUUCUGUAUAGUUUU
Molecule: messenger RNA, 1393 nt
Organism: Trachemys scripta elegans
Lineage: Eukaryota; Metazoa; Chordata; Testudines; Emydidae
Product: prolactin-releasing peptide receptor-like
Exons: 1
Coding region: 1-1098 (365 amino acids)
Biological process (GO): G protein-coupled receptor signaling pathway
Cellular component (GO): neuron projection; plasma membrane
Molecular function (GO): neuropeptide binding; neuropeptide Y receptor activity
Source: RefSeq, a predicted model, not a curated record